UUUCAGAUUCUUCUUUCUCUUUUGUGAACGCUGCAGAUGAAGCAGAAGAACAGUUUCUGUCUUCUUUCUCUGUUUGGAGGCUGAAGCAGCAGAGCAGAUGGACGUUCUCCACAGCCAUUGGAUGUUGGUGUGAACCGGCAGAGUGUGAAGACAGCUGGAUGAGAGCCUGAAGCAAAAGCAGAGUCAAUGUCCCAGACAUGAAGAACCAGGACCAGUAUGGACGAUGUCACCUGGAGAGCCUGGUGCACGCUGCCCUAUCCAGUCUGGUGUUGGUUCUACUGGCACUGCUGGGCUCGGUCCACAGCUGUCCUGGUGUCUGCACCUGCUACGGUAACACAACCGACUGCUCUGCGGUCGGCCUUCUCUCUCUGAAGCCAAUCCUGGCACUGCUGGACCAGGACUGUCUGAACCUCCGCCUACCCCACAACAACCUCUCCUCCCUGGGAAAAACUGAGCUCUCCAACCUCAGCAGCCUGGAGCUUUUGGAUAUUUCCCAGAACCACUUUUCCUCCCUGCAGCCUGGAGCUUUCUCAGGACUAGGCAGCCUGCGGUUCCUCAAUCUCUCUGCUAACUACCUCGGGGUUCGCCUGGCAACCCCUGACCCCAACAACAGCACAGAGGUCGCCCAGGGAUUGAAUGGCAGUCAAGGCAGCAGCAGCUUGAGCAAGGAGGUGUUAAGGGGGCUGUGGCAGCUGCAAGGGCUUGACCUAUCUUCCAAUGGCCUCCUGUGGCUGCCCAAAGGUCUACUGGAUGGGCUUCAGAGACUGGUCUGGCUGUCCUUGGCCAGCAACCGGCUGGUGGCCCUGGACCGAGUCACAUUCGAGCCCCUUGUGGGGCUCCAGCAGCUCCAGCUGGCGGGAAACCCCUGGGAGUGUGACUGCAAGCUGAGAGACUUCAAGCACUGGAUGGAGUGGUUGAUUUACAGGGAUGGGCAGGUAGAUGCGAUGCAGUGCAGUCUCCCGGGGGAUCUGAAGGGCAGGGACAUCCGCAGCGUGCCAGCAGAGAUGUUCAGCUACUGCCUGCAAAGGCCGACCAGAGAGGGGGCUCCAGGUUACGCCACCAGGCCGCCCUGCCCGCCCGGCCGGAUCAGCAGUAACGACGAAUGCGUUCGCCAGCGUUACCGGCCUGUCAGUGUUCGCCGAGCACAUGGCACGCAAAUAGUUGCGGGUGUGAUUUGUGGCACAGUGUGCAUAAUGAUGGUGGUUGCAGCUACUUAUGGCUGCGUCUACGCCUCUCUGAUGGCACGCUACCAGAGGGAGAUGAAGAGUCGAGGCCAGCCUCUGAUGGCCGAGUCCGGAGCCGACACAGACCUGGAGGAUGGGCAAAUGUCAUCGCCGACCUCGCCAGAGGAGUCGCUGCCAAAAGAGGCCUGCGGCAUUGUGCAUGGGUAUCGAAUCAGCAGCUUCUGACCCGCUGCUUUUUACUGAUUUUCGAUCCUCCCGGGACGCUCCGGCUGCUUCUGCUCCUCAGCUCUCAUACAUGAUGAGAAAGCGUCUUGAGGGAGAAACCCUGUAGCUCUGUGAUUGUGCUGAAAACCUCUGGGCGGGGACUGAUCGUACAGCUAAUGGACUGGACUAGAUUCAGUGAAACUGGAAUGCUGCAGCACUUCUUUUAAUGUAUGGAUGCUCUGUGAAUUGUUAUUCCCUGCGCUGCAUCUCUCAGCCAGCUUUUAAACUCCUCUGAAGCUGCUGUUGGCACUUCUGCACCUUGACUUCACUUCAUCUGUGUUUUUGUUUCUUCCUUAGAAAUAUGAAUAUGUUCCAAAUGUCCGUAUGUAUCUGAGCCCAACAAGCACAAGCUCCAAAAGUACAAAUGUCUGUGAAUCUGUAAAAUGAUGUGACAUUUCUCCUGUUGUUUGCUGCACAUUGUCUAAUUUUCUUGAUCAGUUCUGUGAAUUUUAUGUUAUCUGUAACAUCUCUACUUUGACAAAUAGUUCUCCCUCUGUAAGGUAGAUGCCCUGUUCAAUUUCCUACAAAAUAGAAACUCUUUAAACCAAGUCUUGCUGCUGUCAGGGAAAUGCUGCUUUAAGCUUCAUCCCAGAGUUAAACUGCAUUCAAAUAUCACUAGAGCUUUACUGCUGCCUGGAGGGCAAGCUAUGAGCUACUGCAGCUUUCAGUACAACAAAACAGUUCAGACAUCAGUUAUUUUCCAGCAGAGCAA
Molecule: messenger RNA, 2160 nt
Organism: Centropristis striata (black sea bass)
Lineage: Eukaryota; Metazoa; Chordata; Actinopteri; Perciformes; Serranidae
Product: leucine-rich repeat and transmembrane domain-containing protein 2-like
Exons: 4
Coding region: 198-1409 (403 amino acids)
Cellular component (GO): extracellular matrix
Molecular function (GO): protein binding
Source: RefSeq, a predicted model, not a curated record